AUGGAUGACGGAGGUGAAAAUAUAUCAUGGGUUGGGAACUUGUUCCAGAAGUUAGAAGAUUUGUACUUAGAAGUUGAUGUGGCUGUGCGGGAGGAGGUAAGAAAUGUUGAAAACAAUUUGCAGACAAUUGGUGCCAAUGUUGUGAACUUUUAUAGGGAUAUGGUGCUUGAUAAACCUCUUCAGUCAUCAGAAGAUGUAGUAGUGGAAGAGGCAGCUGAUGACAGUAUUGAUAUUCUAAUCUCUGAUGCUUCAAAUCUCCGUAAUGAUGAAGUCCACCAUGAGGAGGAGACAAAGAAAGAGGUAGCUCAUGACAUUGGCUGUUUGGUCUCUUAUACUUCGGAGAUGGGUACUGAUGAAGACCACUAUGAGGAGGAUGCAGAGGAGGAAGAUGAUGCUUCUGGGGAAGAUAAUGAUGAAGAUUACUGUGAGGAGGAUACUGAGGAAGAGGCAGAUGAUGCUUCAGAGAUACUUACCGAUGAGGAGGAUACAGAUGUUUCAGAUAUAGAGACCUAUAAAUAUAACUCUGAGGAGGAUACAGAAGAAGAGGCACUCUAUGACAAUGAUGUUCUGGGCCCUGGUGCCUUAAAGACAGUUUUUAAUGAAGGCCGUGGGAAGGUAUUGCUUGAAUUCCAUAAACUGAUCAGCUCAGCCUCAGUAGAACCUACUGAUCAAGCUCAGUACGAUUCAUCUUUACAGCGGAAAGUUGAUUGUGGGGUUUAUGCGGAGGAGAAUCUUGCCGAGAAAAAGGAUUCUUUUGAAUCCAUGAAAAUUGAUGAAAAUAAGGACAUGACAGACAGAACUGAGUUUGAGAUAACUGGGAAGAUUGAGGAAAAGGGGAUGUUGAGACUGAGUCGAAAGAAGCUAAUGAAGUUGUUCGGAGUUACGGUUGAAAUCCCAGAUGAUGAAUUUUGUGAUUCUGAAUGGAUGGUAUUUGCUUUGGAGAUGCUGGGGACUUGGCUGAGAAUAUCUGCACACGACACAAUUCCAGGGUAUCAGAUUCAAGCUUGUUCUUGA
Molecule: messenger RNA, 1014 nt
Organism: Pistacia vera
Lineage: Eukaryota; Viridiplantae; Streptophyta; Magnoliopsida; Sapindales; Anacardiaceae
Product: kinesin-like protein KIF21A
Exons: 5
Coding region: 1-1014 (337 amino acids)
Source: RefSeq, a predicted model, not a curated record